CGACCAAGCAACAGGUUCUUUUGUUUUGUUCACGUGAUCGGAGGUAGUACUCCGGGCCGACUUCAUCAGCGCGGCUCUUUCAAUUUCUAUGAGCGCGUUCAGUUGUGUUCUAACAGCGGUAGAGUGUGAUGCGCUUUGCUACGUUUUGUACUAUCGCAAUAGAACCACGAUGUUCUUGUAGCAAAUGAGUGCGACUUUGUGCGUGCCAAGUGACUGGAGUAUGGUACUGCCAAAUCAUGUUUGGAGUGUUUUUGAUUUUCAUCCUCUUCCAUUCAGUCAAAUCGGAGAAUAGCAGCGACGCAGGAUGUCUGUCUGAACCCUCCUGCCUGAAAUGUAGCCCCAAAGGAUGUAUCAAAUGUCCUAAUUUGAUUGUGCAUCCGUCCCGCCGUUGCGUCACCACGUGUCCCUACGGCCACAACCCCAGAUGGAGCACCCGUUUGGAUUAUAUGGGCCGCAUAUGCGUCCACAACGGUAACUUCCUGGGUUUACCAUCGGAAACCGCUACCGUCCUAACUGGUGUCAUAGCCGGAACAGUAUUAUGCGCCAUUCUAAUUGGUUCAGCUGUGAUCUACCUCAAAAUUAGACGAAAACACUUGUCCCAAAACGUCGACGCCAAUUCAGAUUUAGAUGACUCGCCUGAAAGACGGGAUUUCCUGAAGCAACUGGAGACAUUACGGCCUUAUGCCGAGACGUAUCUCGAUAUGUUGAAUGACACGAGACGCCAGUUGCGAGAGCUACACAGAACGGGUGAUUCACAUGCGUUAGCUGCCUACAAGCCUGUGCUACGCGAUCUUGCCAAAAUACUCCUAUUACUGAACCGACAAGUCGAUAGGAUUGCAGUACCUGACGACUGGGAGCACCUCUUCAAUUGGGCCGAAAAAGCCCUGAAGCGCUACAAACGAAUGAGUGACGUUUCGCAGCCCCAAGUUGCCCAGUUGAUCAACUUUUUGCAGGGACCUGCCCUCCCAAUUCCAGAAACGGAAGUCAGAAACAGCACUACCAUGUCUACUUUCAAGCCUGAUCAAGUAUUUGGCUCAUCUUUGAGUUUGCAGAAUGCCGCAAUCAAAAACUUUGCCUGUAAUUAUGAGUCGGCGCUUCAUACGACUCUGAAUCCUCAGUGGAAGUUUGAGUAUUCGCUUGUUAACCCGCCAACGUCGGAGUUCAAUCCGGCGAUUUGGAAGAACAGUAAAGAAUAUCUCAACAGUUCCUUGUUUCUAGACGAUGAUUUUUCCCAACUGGGGUUUAGGCCUCAAGAUGAAAUCACGACCGAAUUGUGACGACGGUCUCGUCACUUUUAAACCAAAUUUUAUUGCUAGUCAUUUAUUUUUUUACAUUGUAUUAGUAUGAUAUAAGUGUGUAAUUUAUAGUUUUAAGAAUCCCAGUGUACAUUUGACAAAUAAUUUUAUUAGGUGAUUUUGUUCUGCUGUUAGAGCAAGCGAGUGGAUUAUUAUCAUUUAGGAAAUACGUAGAAAUUAAAAAAAAAACACAAGUACAAUAUCAGAUAUUAUUUUUUUUACCAAUCCACGUUGCUAUAAGUAAAAUAUUACAAUUAUUUAAAUAAAAUUAUUUAUGUAGGAGAA
Zophobas morio is the source of this 1580-nucleotide messenger RNA. RefSeq lists its product as uncharacterized. Bases 237 to 1277 code for a protein of 346 amino acids. Lineage: Eukaryota; Metazoa; Arthropoda; Insecta; Coleoptera; Tenebrionidae. The record is from RefSeq and is a predicted model, not a curated record. The transcript has 3 exons.